AAUGUUACAGUAAAAUGUCUCAAUGGAAUGGAUCUUCCGAAACGGGAAUUUUGAGAAAAAAUAUAUUAACAGAAAAUCAUGAUGAGCUUCUUGUAUUUGGGUACGCCUGCAAACUAUUCCGGGAUGAUGAAAAAGCUCUUUUUAUUGACCAAGGCAAACACUUGAUUCCAUGGUUGGGUGAUGAGAAAAUCAAAAUUGAUAGAUACGAUUGUCGGGGAGCUCUUGGUGACCUCAGUAAAUAUGAAGCAAGUAAAGAAGGAUAUGAUGCUAUGCGUUGGCUGGGACUAAGUGAAAAGGAAAUGAAUCUUGAAGAACUUUGUGAUAAAGAGAGAUAUCAUUCUCUUGAAAUCAAUGAGGAGGAGGAAGAAAUGUAUAAAGAAGAAGAGCAGAAACGAAGGAUGACAAAUGCAGUUCAGUAUAAUUAUGAUGUUUCCCAAAAUUUGAAUGCCAAGUCAGAUGGAAUUCCAACUGUACCUGAGGAGGAGGAAGUUGAAGAAGAAUACAUUCCUUCGCCGAUACUUGAUGUUCCUGUAGAUAUUGAAAUA
Leptinotarsa decemlineata (Colorado potato beetle) is the source of this 545-nucleotide messenger RNA. RefSeq names its product suppressor of white-apricot (gene su(w[a])). Gene Ontology annotation, molecular function: RNA binding. NCBI's taxonomy places the organism in Eukaryota, Metazoa, Arthropoda, Insecta, Coleoptera, Chrysomelidae. The record is from RefSeq and is a predicted model, not a curated record. Gene Ontology annotation, biological process: RNA processing; mRNA 5'-splice site recognition.